This is a messenger RNA of Monosiga brevicollis MX1, 1952 nucleotides long. RefSeq lists its product as uncharacterized. The coding region runs from base 1 to 1740 and encodes 579 amino acids. The transcript has a single exon. The record is from RefSeq and is a predicted model, not a curated record. Gene Ontology annotation, molecular function: L-ascorbic acid binding; iron ion binding; oxidoreductase activity, acting on paired donors, with incorporation or reduction of molecular oxygen. Lineage: Eukaryota; Choanoflagellata; Craspedida; Salpingoecidae.
AUGGCAGACCCCCUGGUCGCAUCGGACAAGCCGAUGCCGCAGCAGCCGCAGACAGAGCCGGCGACUGACAAGGAUGACGCUGCGAGCCAAAGCGCCAUCACCGCCACGUUGCCCCCUAGCGUUAGCGGACGGGCUGCUAGUACCACGCCGCCUGCCCAACACCAACAUCUGCAUACGCUUGAAUUUGUUGCUGACCUUCCCAACACCGCACAUCCACAGCUGGCGCGCAUCCGCCGCGAGCUUGAUGACCUUUGUGCACCAGAUGGCGCCGUUACAGUGGUGCCAGUGCUCGACCGCCGUGGCCGGAACCAACUAGUGGUUGGCGAAGGCCACAUCUAUCGUGCCCACUUCCCUGUACCGCCAGACUCCGCUUAUGACUUUUUGAACGGCCUUCAGGUUGAGUUGACCUGGCCCUCGCCCCUUGACGACGAUGCUCAGCCAGCCGUGCGCAUUUGCCAGGUCUUUGAGCAUUCACAAGUCCGUGAAGAUGGCUUUCUGCCCCCAGCCCUCCUCGCUUUCAACCUCGACCGCUUGCGUGCUCGCGACACUGCAUCACCCAUGACCUUGGGCGAGGCCCUUGCUGCCGUGCUUGCCAUGCUCCUACGUAACCCGCUCCCCGAGCCGCCCACUGCCCUGGACGAAAUGGAUGAGGAGGAUUUGCUCGCGCUGUGGGCCGAGCAUGAUCCCGAUUGCCAUUGCCUCAUUAAUCAACUUAUGCCCUGUUCCUUCCAAGACUUCCUCAACCAGACCGAAAGCGAGGCACGCGCUGAUCGUCUGAUUACCUUUCAUGAAAACGUCGCCACCCGACACGCGCACCUUUUUACCCGGGCCCGGGAUCACUUUGCCUUGCGCAUGGGCACCGCGCGCCAAUGGCUGGCGCAGACGCAACACCCAGCACUGUUUGAUGCGGUGCGCGGCUGGCCCGAGACGUGGUUCCUGCCCAGCUUUUGGACGGCCAUGCAUGCACCCAAUCCGGAGGCCGCCAUUCGGUCCCUGGCGCGUGAGAUUACGCCGGGCGUGUGGAGCUUUGGUAUGUUUACCCCCGAGUUUUGUGAUUUAAUGGCCGCCGACCUGGCUGCCUACGAAAAGUCGGGCCUGCCCAAAACGCGCCCCAAUUCGAUGAACCGCUAUGGCAUGAUCCUCGCCGACAUGGGCAUGGCCUCAAUGCUGGACCGACUGUUGUGGGAAAUGCUGAAUCCGAUCCAACGUGCGCUUUUGCCUGCCUUGGCUCAAGGAUUGGCGCUCGACCACCAUCACAGCUUUGUUGUGCAGUACGAAGAGGGCUUGGACGUUCACCUCGACAUGCACACGGACGAUGCUGAAUUCACCUGUAACGUCAACUUAACAGACGACUUCUCUGGUUCAGGCCUGACGUUUUGUGGCAUGCAUGGCGCAACUUCCCAUCGCAAACUGGCCGGCGUUUACCAACACCAGCGAGGACAUGCCGUUGUACAUGCUGGUCUCCACCGCCAUGGUGCAGACCCACUGCAGACAGGUCGGCGAGAGAACCUCAUCAUCUGGUGCCGCAGCUCAGCUUAUCGCCAGACACGUGAAUAUAAAGCCCGUUACGCCAACCCGUUCUUGUCGGAAGAGGCACCCGACCAACGUUGCCUUUCGACGACCCAUGACCGCGAUUACAGCCACUGGACCGAUGUCUUUGCCCAAGCCAAGCAGGAUCCCGACCAGCUGCCUCUACACCAAACGCACCCGACCAUGAACGCCCGUACGGCCAAUUUCUAAGGUCAAUCAACGACGCAUGUGGGAGGGGACGGGUGCUGGCGCUCUUUGGGAACCCUAAACUAGAUUGCAGCUUUGGCUCUUGUGUUUUGAGACGAGCGAUUAACCGUACGGACCAGGUUCAUGCUCGUGCAGAUAAUUAUUUGGUGUGCUUGCACCAUUCUCUCUCGCUGCUCGCACCUGGAUUGAGACAUUUAUUGGUUAUGAUUAUUGAC